CCUCCCCCGGGGACCAAGUCGCGUCCUCAGCCUUCAUUCGCGUUUUGAGCCGUCCGUGCCUCCAUAGCUGCCUGUAGCCGCAGUUGCGGCGAAGCUGGAGUUACGAGCGCGAUGCCCGAGGGACCUGCGAACGGGACUGUGUCCGACUCCUGGGGCUGGUCGGUGCUGGGGCAGAUCGGAGGACCCCAUGGAGUAAGGAGCCCGUGCCGAAGCAGGGGAUCCGCCUGAGGCCCUGCACCUUUCGGGGAUCCCUCACCAUGAUGUCUGUGGAAGGCUCCACCAUAACCAGCCGGAUCAAGAACCUGCUCAGGUCUCCAUCCAUAAAACUGCGCAAGAGCAAGGCCGGUAACCGAAGGGAGGACAUCAGCACCAAGGUAACCUUGGAGAAGGUGCUGGGAAUAACAGUAUCUGGAGGCAGAGGACUGGCUUGUGACCCCCGGUCAGGUCUGGUUGCAUACCCAGCUGGAUGUGUAGUUGUUUUAUUUAAUCCCCGGAAGCACAAACAGCACCAUAUCCUCAACAGUUCCAGGAAAACUAUCACAACUCUGGCAUUUUCCCCAGAUGGCAAGUACGUGGUCACAGGAGAGAGUGGCCAUAUGCCUGCUGUUCGAGUGUGGGACGUAGUUGAACAUCAUCAAGUGGCAGAACUACAAGAGCAUAAGUAUGGCAUCGCCUGUGUGGCAUUUUCCCCCAGCGCCAAGUACAUCGUUUCUGUUGGCUAUCAGCAUGACAUGAUUGUCAGUGUUUGGCUCUGGAAGAAAAACGUCGUGGUAGCUUCCAACAAAGUGUCGAGCCGAGUAAUGGCUGUAUCCUUUUCUGAGGAUUGCAGCUAUUUCGUUACCGCUGGAAAUCGGCACAUCAAAUUCUGGUACCUGGACGAUAGUAAAACUUCCAAGGUAAACGCCACAGUGCCCCUGCUGGGCCGCUCAGGGCUGUUGGGGGAGCUUCGGAACAAUCUUUUUACUGAUGUGGCCUGUGGCCGAGGAAAGAAAGCAGAUAGCACUUUCUGCAUCACCUCUUCUGGACUGCUGUGUGAAUUUAGUGACCGGAGGCUAUUGGACAAAUGGGUGGAACUUCGGGAUACAGACAGCUUCACAACCACAGUGGCCCACUGCAUCUCAGUGAGCCAAGACUACAUCUUCUGUGGCUGUGCUGAUGGAACCGUGCGUGUCUUCAAUCCCUUGAAUCUUCAUUUCCUGACUACAUUGCCUAGACCCCAUGCCCUGGGGACUGACAUUGCCACCAUCACUGAGGCUAGCCGCCUUUUUGCCAGUCCAGCUGAUGCCAAGUACCCAGACACCAUCGCCCUGACCUUUGAUCCCACGAACCAGUGGCUGUCCUGUGUAUACAACGAUCAUAGCCUUUAUGUAUGGGAUGUAAGGGACCCCAAGAAAGUAGGCAAGGUGUAUUCAGCGCUCUACCAUUCUUCGUGUGUUUGGAGUGUGGAGGUAUAUCCUGAGGUAAAGGACAGUAACCAAGCCUGCCUGCCACCCAGCUCUUUCAUCACCUGCUCCUCAGACAAUACCAUUCGCCUGUGGAACACUGAGAGUGCCGGCGUGCACGGCUGUGCACUACACCGAAACAUCCUGAGUAAUGAUCUGAUCAAGAUAAUCUAUGUGGAUGGGAACACUCAGGCCUUGUUGGACACUGAGCUGCCAGGAAAUGGAGAUAAAACUGACGGGUCAUUGGUAGAUACUCGUGUGGGAAUCCGUUCUGUUUGCAUCAGCCCCAAUGGACAGCACUUGGCAUCGGGUGACCGGGUGGGCACACUGAGGGUACACGAGCUGCAGUCCCUGAGUGAGAUGCUGCGGGUUGAGGCCCAUGAUUCAGAGAUUCUAUGCCUGGAGUAUUCUAAGCCAGAUACAGGUCUAAAACUGCUUGCUUCAGCAAGCCGAGACCGUCUGAUCCACGUGCUGGAUGCUGAGCGAGAAUAUAGUUUGCAGCAAACAUUGGAUGAACAUUCCUCUUCCAUCACUUCAGUCAAGUUUGCUGCAAGUGAUGGACAGGUCCGCAUGAUAAGCUGUGGAGCAGACAAGAGCAUCUACUUCCGUACUGCACAGAAGUCUGGAGAUGGGGUGCAAUUUACACGGACACACCAUGUGGUGCGAAAGACAACUCUGUAUGAUAUGGAUGUGGAACCCAGCUGGAAGUAUACUGCCAUUGGCUGCCAAGACAGAAAUAUUAGGAUAUUUAAUAUAAGCAGUGGAAAGCAAAAGAAACUCUACAAAGGGUCCCAGGGUGAGGAUGGGACUCUCAUCAAGGUUCAGACAGAUCCCUCAGGCAUUUACAUUGCCACCAGCUGUUCAGACAAGAGCCUCUCCAUUUUUGAUUUCACCUCAGGAGAGUGUGUGGCUACCAUGUAUGGCCAUUCAGAAAUCGUCACUGGCAUGAAAUUCAGCAAUGAUUGCAAACAUCUCAUCUCUGUAUCAGGAGAUAGUUGUAUCUUUCUGUGGCGCUUGAGCUCUGAGAUGACUAUCAGUAUGCGGCAACGUUUGGCUGAGCUUCGGCAACUCCAGCGAGGGGGCAAGCCGCAGGGACUGUCACCCUCUCGAAGGGCCUCUGGGCUUAACAGUCGAGAUGCCCCUACAGCGCUUUCUGCAGUACCAGCCCUUUCCUCCGAGAGUGAAAAAGAUGGGGAAGAUGAGGGCACCGAGGAGGAAGAACUGCCAGCCCUGCCCAUUCUUGCCAAGGGCGCCAAGAAAGAGCCGCCAGCUUCAGCCCGAGGUCCAUCCUUGCCCAGAAGUCUGUCCCACUGGGAAAUGAGUCGGACUCAAGAGGGAGUAGAAUUCCUGGACCCAGUGCCUGCCAGCAGUCAAGGUCCCCGAAGGCGAGGACGAUGGGCCCAGCCAGGUGUAGAGCUAAGCGUCUGCUCCAUGUUGGAUCUUCGGCAGUUGGAGACAUUGUCCUCAGUACCUCGACCACCCAGCCAGGAUUCUUUGGCCCAGGAGUCAGUAGCUCAGGACCAGCCUGUCCUUGAGAAAAAUAGCCAACGAUCCACUGUGGAUGCCCAUUCCAGCCAAAAUGGCAGUGUUCCCAAGUCUCUGGUUUCUAAGUCCUGUGCCUGUUCCCAAGUUAUCCAGCUGAUUUCUCAGGAAGAGGAGGGGGUCUCUGCUCAAGAGCUGGAGCCAAUGAACAAUGAAGGUGGCAUUGUCUACCCAGAGCCAGACAGUUGCCCUCUCCUGGACUCCAGGUCUUGUCCUCUGGACGGGGAAUUCCAGGUACAGGCCCUUCCCCAUGGUCCACUGGGUAGCGUUUACCCAGUUAACAGAAGCACAGAGAAACACAGUCCUGAUAGUGCCUGCUCUGUGGAUUAUAGCAGCAGCCGUCUUUCCAGUCCAGACCAUCCGAAUGAAGACUCUGAGAGUACAGAGCCAUUGAGUGUGGAUGGAAUCUCCUCAGACCUUGAAGAACCAGCUGAGGGUGAAGAGGAAGAGGAAGAAGAGGAGGAUGGAGGAAGUGGCUCUGGUGGGCUACAGGGAGGCAGCCCCCAUACUCCUGACCAGGAACAGUUCCUCAGACGGCACUUUGAGACACUAGCCAAUGGGGCUGCUCCAGAUGGCCCAGGCCAGCCCCUGGAAAGGACAGAACCUCAAAGUAUAUCUUCCCGAUUCCUGUCCCGGGUGCAGACGCCUAGAAUCAGGGAGCCGCCCCUUUCUUUCUGGAGACCAGUAGCACAACAGAGACCCAUCAGGGUGUUUCAGGCCCCAAGUGAGAAGCCUCACAGUGGAGCCAUCUGCUUCCCUGGCAGCCCACCAGAGCCAGAGCCAGAGCCAGAGCCAGUGUGUAGUGUCUCUCACCCCCAGAAUAUGACCUCUAUGCUCCGACGGCGUCGCCUAAACCUGGAUGGCAGCUGGACACACAAGAGAACUAAAACUGCCCUCUCUGGCUCUGGCAGCAACCUUCAGAAAGCCCAGUCAGUGCAAAACCUAGGGCCACAAGUUACGUGUGUUUCUUCAGACGAGCCACCUCUGCUUGGCCCAGGACCACCACCAGAGAAUGACGUCGUCCAAGAAGGCCUGGGCCCUCAAACCCAGGGGGAUGUUUGCCCAGCUCGGCCCCGCUCCUACCUGAACUCCACCACCAGCUCCAUGGCCAAAAUGUCUCGUAGCUCCUCUGUGGGGGAGAACCUAGGCCAGGGGGAAUUGGCUGAAACUCAGGUCCCCAACCCCAUCAGGAUCACAUCCGUCAACAAGCUGGCCCUGCCGCGUCGGGCUCAUCUUGUGCUGGACAUUCCCAAGCCCCUGCCUGACAGGCCUAACGUAGCUUCUUUCUCUGCUGGGGCAAAGAGCCAGGCCCUCUGGGAAACGCAACAGCUUGGCUCCCCAGAGAGCCUGGGGAAGAAGUCUGUCACAGCAGUGGGGCAGGCCUGCCUGGGGGAGGGCAGCACUCUCACACCCCGGACAGAGAGCCAGGCCCAGCCUGGUCCCAAAAGCUCCUGUUCCCAAGAAUUACCGGCCAACUGCCUCCCCCGAAGUCCUGAGGACUUGCAGCCCCCAUCCCCAGAGGAGAUCCCCAACCCCAUGGAACCUCCCAGGCCUGGGGCUUCCCUGAGCCAGGACUCAGAACCAGUGAUGGUGGUGAGCAUGGAGAGGUGCCAGCAUGUUGUGGCAGAGCUUCGGAGCAGUGUACAUCAAGCCAUUCAGCUAUAUCGGCUGGUGGUCCGGACGAGUUCACCUUCAGCGGAGCAAAGCAGAAUCAUCCGAUAUCUAGAGGAUACUUUAUCUUCGGUGCAGCAAGAACUGGAGUCUCUGACUGGUGUGCCGACAGCCAGUCCCAGUGGGAGUCCAAAUGCUGUGGGAACCGAACAGACACAAGCACUAUUGGAGCAAUACUCUGAGCUUCUGCUCCAAGCUGUGGAAAGACGCAUGGAACGGAGGCUCUAAGCCCCAGAGGAUCUGGCCAAAAGGAAACGUUCUUCCUCUGUCCAUCAUUCUCCUCAUUUGAAAAAUGAGAAAAAAAACUUGACACCUAAGGGGAGUCCCAUGCCUGAUCCCAUUUUUUUCAACUCAGUGCUCCCCAGUCCUAUUAAUUUAUUUUCCCAACUUUUACCCCCAUCCUUGACUUCUGCUUUCAGAGUGCUUCUAGAUGCUUGUAUCUAGAGCAAAUCUGAAGACUGCCCAAAGUUUUCUUGGUGCUGCAGGAAGCUAUGGGGAUUUGGGAAGCAGCUCUUCCCACUGAGUUUGGGGAACAGGGUUGGGGCCUUAGCCCCUGCUUUCUUUGAAGCCAUUUGAAUCACUGCAGGGAUCAGCUUCUAGGCUGGAGCAAAUACAGGGUAUUCAGUGGGGGAAGGCACUUAGUGGGGUGGGGGCUGGGGAUGCCCCAACCAAUGGCAGGAAGUCUUGCCCUCUUCCUGCUUGCCCUGAAACUAGCUGGGGUUCUCCAAUGCAUGAGUAGAAAAUCCUAGUGUCUGCCAUGAUCAGCAAAGGUGUCCCUCUGAAGUUCAGAAAGACACAGUCUUCUGAACCUUAUUUAUGGCCCUGCUCACCCUUAGGGGACUAGAAAGGCUAGGUCAGGGACACACAUCCCCUUUAUUCAUCUGUUCCCUUCCAAAGUGGCUCCCUCCCAGGAAGUAUUCUUUUUCCACUCUUCCCUUCUAGCCAGAGUAUGUGCGGCCAGCUCUGUGAGGCAUUACUGCAGGUCAGAAAGGUCUCCAGACUGGAGAACCCCAGAGUUCUGGGCUCCUCCAUCAUCUUUUCCCCUCCAUUUUCCUUCUUUUCUUCGUUUUUCUUGAACUCUAGUCUGUAGAAGCCAAGCAAUUCUUUUUGCUAAGUCUGUGGGGCUGGGGAUUCCCAUUUGCCUUCGUUUGAAGGGCAGUUCUAAGGUGCUAGCCCUAUCCUAACUGAGCCCAUCCUCCUUCAAGGAUUUCAGAAGCAGACACAACAGGCUGUGUGAUCCCCCUCCUCAUUCCUUCACCUGUGGCUCUAACCCUUGCACUCCUUGGAUUGCCCCAUACACAGUUUUUUCAGUGAAGGAGACACGUGAAAGGGUGCCGGAUCAGAACUUGGCGUGAUGUAUUUGACAAAAUCAUUGUUGUGGCUCGAGCCACAGAUUGGCUUCCUUGAACCCCCCCAGGACAACAGGAGAUCUGACUUAAAGCCAUAUUGUCUGGAAAGCAGGCCUUCUUCAGAAUAGUGUUGUGUAGCAAUCAUACUGGGUCCUUAGCCUAUUGUGAUGUGGAGGGAACAGAGGCUUAGGUAGCUAUGAAUUUAGCCAGUGGCUGGCUCAGAGACGUUUGGGGAAGAAGAAGGGUGGAACAGGGAAGUGAUUUGGGGUAGAGAGGUUAUAAAUAGUAGUGUAGGGGACUGAGUUUUCAAGGGAACAGUUUUGAGUGGAGGGAGGGACAUUAGUAGAAGGACAGGCAUGUCAAAAGGAGAUCCCAGUAGUAAGGCCAUUUCCCGUGAGAGUUGUGGGUUCUGGACAUUUGUCUCUGGGUCCCAGAGUGCUGCUGGCUUCAUGAGGAGAUAAGCGCCUCCAUGGAGGGGAUGCUUCCUCUUGGCAGCGGGAGACCCCGCAGUUCUGCUCAACCGAAGCAGAAGGCUUGGCCCUCAUUUGAGGCUUGGCUAACUUUGAUUCCUUCCGGCACCUUUUCCCCACCACUCCUCUCCCCACGUUCCUGAACACUGACAUGGACAGGAGCCACCUGGAUAAAAAACCUUGUGGCAUGGGUGGGACAGCUCCAAGAGAGCCCAAAGCUGGGAAGGGUGGCCAUGAAGCAGAGUGGAGGAGGCCAUUCCAGAAAUCACUGCAAACCCAAACCCCAAGGGCUGAAGCCUUACCCCACCCCACCGCCACCCCCACCCCCAGCUGAGGCCAGCCUGGGUCCAAUGCUGCAGUUUCAUCCAGAUUGUGAACCUCCAGUUGCCUCUUUAGGCGGCCCUCUCUGGACUUCUCCAUGUUCAUUGGCGUGGCCCCGCUCCCGACAGGAGGGGCUCAUCGCUACCAAAGGGCUGUUGUCAGCAGCCCCAACUGCCCUGGGCCGGGCCCCUCCGCAUGCCCGAGGUCUGGCACUCCCCCUUAUCCGUUGCCAUUUUGGACACUCCUUAUUUAUAACUUUUAUACUCUGGUCCCCGGCCUCGCUCUGAUUUCCCUUCCCCGUGCUUGCCUGCGGGGCUGGGGUCCUUUUUAACGUUUCCGUUUGUAUAAGUGUCGAACCAGUCAAUAAAAUACGACCACUUUGGUACGGA
Molecule: messenger RNA, 7184 nt
Organism: Monodelphis domestica (gray short-tailed opossum)
Lineage: Eukaryota; Metazoa; Chordata; Mammalia; Didelphimorphia; Didelphidae
Source: RefSeq, a predicted model, not a curated record